GUUCCAACCUAGUAAGAAAAAGGAAGAGACCAGCUUGAACAUGACAAAUAUUAUAAGCUGUUUAUUUUUCUAACUUAUUUUUUUUUUAAUCCGUCUCGGAUUGAAAGGUAAAAGGAAAGAGAAAAUAAACUACAAAAAUACCGAGAUUAAGUCUCUAUUUCAAAACUUCACUUCAAAAAACUAUAACUAGGCUGAAAACAAACGCAUAAAUUGUCUUCUAAAACUUUACUAUACUAUUCUUAUACGCAGUGCCGUUAAAAAAGCUUGUCUUUUUGCAUUCGUAUCAAUAAAAUUUGUGGCGCUCUUUAUUGAAGUUGUUUUUUUCUUAAGCGCGGCAAAUGUUAAAGAAAAUACUUGUGUUUAUGUUUCUUGUUGUGUACGUGUAAUCCAGUUGGGAACAAAAUGUUUUCUAAGUUGCUUUAUUUUUGACAAAUCGUGGCAUGCAAUAGCCACAAGCAAAACUGUUGUUAUUUGUCAUGGUGCGAUUUCUCCGUGCUUUUAGCACCCGCUCAGGAGAAAACGGCCAAUGAAACAUCGAGCAUUUCGAUCCGUUUGCAAAUUAGGCAUCACAAAUUUUCCUAUAAAUUGCCAGACCCCAAACACUCUGAACUUUAAACACGUUCACUCGUUGAGAAGAGAAACAUCGAAAAUGCCGCCUAAACGUUCGGGAAAGAAGGAGGAGAAGAUUGCAGGAGGAAAAGUGGAAAGGAAAAGCGGAGAAGGCAAAGAAAAGGGGCGAAGCAGAAGACGCAGAGAAAGUUAUUUCAGUUACAUUUACAAAGUUCUAAAGCAAGUUCAUCCCGACACUGGUAUCUCGAGCAAAGCCAUGAGUAUUAUGAACUCGUUCGUUAACGACAUCUUCGAGCGAAUUGCAACCGAAGCUUCUAGACUCGCUUCGUACAACAAGAGGUCGACCAUUAGUUCCCGAGAAAUUCAGACCGCCAUACGGCUGCUUCUGCCUGGUGAACUGGCCAAACACGCCGUGAGCGAAGGAACAAAAGCUGUUACAAAGUACACAAGCAACAAGUAGACGAGAUGGAAGCAG
Molecule: messenger RNA, 1045 nt
Organism: Orbicella faveolata
Lineage: Eukaryota; Metazoa; Cnidaria; Anthozoa; Scleractinia; Merulinidae
Product: histone H2B-like
Cellular component (GO): nucleosome
Molecular function (GO): structural constituent of chromatin; DNA binding; protein heterodimerization activity
Source: RefSeq, a predicted model, not a curated record